GUUAAAUCUAGUCAUGAGCGGUCAGAGCUGACCCAAAGGUGCACAUGUCGGGCAAAGGCAAGGGCAAGGGCAAAGGACCUGCCCCUGCGGGCCCUGCGGGCCCUGCAGGCCCUGCGGGCCCUGCGGGCUCUGCGGGCUCCGCGGGACCUGGCCCCAAGGGCAAGGGCAAGGAUGGCAAGGAUGGCAAGGCCAGCCUUGCGAAGCCCGAGAUUAAGCCAUCCAGGCCGCUGAAGCCCGUGUGGUGGCGGAGGCUUCUAUUUGGCUCGGACAUCAAGCCAGGAACCGUUUGGGGGAAGGUGGAAGACGAGACAAAGCGCUUGUCGCCGGAGGUGGUGGAAGCCAGAUUUGGAAAAUCCAAGCCUGCAAAGGUACAGGCGGAGGUAUCAGAGCCCAUCCAAUUGAUUCGCAUUAAGAAAGAUGCAUUGCAAGAGCGCGAGCUUCGGCUUCUGCCACCUGCUGGUGAAGUGGGCCAGGCCUUGGCGGAGCUAGAUGACCAACGCCUAGCGCUCGAUGAGCUGGCAAGACUGCAGCAGCACGCGCCCUCCCAGAAGGACUUAGAGGCCUUGCGAGAAGCUCAGCAGCUCCGCCCAGAGUGUGCCUUGGGCCCGAUCGAGGAGUAUUGGUCGGCCAUCGGCCAGGUCCCUGCGUACCUCGAGCGCAUUGGGUGCUGGCAUUUCCUGCGCACCUACCGCGCAAGGCUGUGCUGCCAGAGUGAGUACUUGCAGGAUUUGUCCGACAUGUUCGCCAGCCUGCAGAAAAGUGAGGCCGUGCCCGCCUUGAUCGGCGCGAUCUUGGCCACAGGCAAUCGGCUGAAUCAGGGAACUGAGGCUGGGGAAGUGGCUGCUUUUGAUUUGGACCUGCUGAGCCAGCUGCAUGGCAUCAAGGGAGCAGAUGGUAACAGCCUGCAGCAUCUCAUCUUCCAAGAUUUCUUUGAUCCACUGAACACCCAAGCUGCGGAUUGCCUGGAGUCGCUGGGCCCCAUCUUGCAAAAUGUCAGCCGCAAAGUGGUCCACGACGAACAAAAUCCGCGGGUCAGCAAAGCUGCACACCUGGCACUGGAAGAAAGCGAUGAAGCCAUUUCGGCGCUUCAGGGUGAGCUCUUGGCAAUGAAGGCUUCACUGGAAGUAUGCACUGGACCGCUGGCUGAUGGUGAUGCGGUCAAGCUGCGGCUUCAGCGGGAGUUUGCAGCUGCUGAGAAAUCUAUCGCUGGUGUGAUACAGACACGGGAUGCUCUCAAGAUACAGUAUGAGGGCAUAGCAGCGUGGCUUCGCAAACCAGCAAUGAGGAGCGCCGAGCUUUGUUUGAUGUGGGACAACUUCUUGCUUCCCAGCGAGCUGCUGCUCGCACGCUCCCAAGACUCGCAGGCAAGCUUUGAGGCUCUUUUCUGCCAGGGGGAGACUUUCAGCCUCGAGGAUUUCCGAGACCUUUGGCAGCUAGAUGCGCCGCGCUGCAGGACAUACUCUGAAGAAGAAGAGGGCGAUCCUCCAUUUCAGAGGCAGCUGUCAAGAUCGCCUGCCGAACCAGAGGACAAUGCAGGGCUGUCACCAACCAGCCCGGGUGGCCGCCACGUCCCUCUCAUCUCGCUUCCCUGGAGGAGAGACAUUGCACAGGGUGACACCAUUUGGAAUGCGGUGCAGGCCCAAGCCGCCCCAGUGCCAUUGGCAGAGUUGCAGUCGCGGUUUUCCGUCAAAGCUUGCGCGGAAGCUGAGAAGAGAUGGGCAGCCAGAGAGGCAAGAUUUCAAGUCAAGGAGAAUGCCAAGGAGAACGCCCUGAGAUGGGCCAGCGUUGCUCAGCAGCUGCCGAAGGUGGAGGACCUGGUGGCACUUCUGCAGGAGCUGCCUGUGGCAGCUGCAUGCCAAUGCACGCUGGAGCAGCUACGCAAGGCAGAGGAAGAGCUUUGCCUAGAGGCAUCAGCCGAGGAGGAGCUCGAGUUCAGGAGGCAGCUGGAGGAGAUUCCAGCCUUCAAGGAGCGCCUCAUAUUGAUGUCAUUUCUGACGAGCUACAGGCAGGCGCUGGAGUCUUGCUCGGAAUCCUUGGAGGAUAUGAUGGAUGUCACGGAGUGCUUCAGAUAUUCGCAGGCGUUGCCAAGCCUCUUGGCAAUCAUCCUGGCCAGCGGCAACUACCUGAACGGAGGAACACAGCGUGGACAAGCAGAUGGUUUUGACUUGAGCGAGAUGGACAAGUUGCAAGGUGUCAAUGACGCGGAAGGCAAAGAUUUGCGCCACUUCAUCUUAGAGGUUUUCUGCCAACAGAUGCCUGCGCAGGCAGAGCAGCUGCUCAGAGAGCUGCGCCCCUGCUUCCUGAACGUGAGAAGGGCCAUGGUGAAGGACUCCGCAGGCACUUCCCGCCUCUCCAAGACAGUGCUGAAUACGUUGGAGAGCCUUGAUGAGGAGGUGUCUCUGCUGCAGAAGAAUUUGGCCAAAGCGAAGGAGACGUUGGAUAUUGUGGCCGCAAGCCUUGAGAAGCCAAAGGAACACUUGGCUGCUGAACUGGAGCAGGCAUCGGAGCUGGUGGGUCAGUUGGCGCUGCUGCGGGACGCCGCAAAGGCGAAGUAUGAAGACCUUAUGGCGUUUCUCAACAUGAAGCCAAUCAGGAGUUUGGAGUUCUGCUUGUUGUGGGAUGACUUCUUCCUGCCUGGAGAUUUAAUGGUCAACAAGGGCAAGGACGACUAUUACAUCCCGGCGUUUUGCAGUGGCGAGACUUUCAAGCUGGAACACAUGCAGGUGCUGUGGGCUCUGAGUGGAAACGGAGAUGAGGACAUGGACGAGAGCCACACAGAGGGCCCGCUCGAUGCCGAGCAAUUCUGCUCAGCCCUCAUUCCGCUCGUGCCCAGCCCCGAGGACUUCGCCAACAUCGCGCGCAGCUUCUCGUGCUGCCCAGGGACGCGCUCAGAAGGUGGAGACCUGGGUGAGGUUGAGCGAGGGCAGAUGCAUCCAGCCAUUGAGGGGGCGCUCUUCGACCCAGAGCUGGAGCUGGGGGUUCCGCUCGGCCCGGUUCGGACGGAUGCUGGCUACCACCUGCUGAUGGCAAGGAAGAAGUGCAGAGGAAUCAUCUCUACAACGGUAUCUGCAAGCCACAUCUUGGCGACAUUUGGACGGUACCAGCCUCCCACCUGCGAGGCAAGCAUUCACUUGCCCAACCUGGUUGGUGAAGAAGGUGAUCUUACCAGGACGUGGCGCCGAUGGUCAUUCGCGCACUCACUGCCACCCGCCUUGUCUCACUUGGUAGAGGCCCAAGAGGAAGAGAACCAGCUCUUGCAGAGACGCCAGGCCCUGCAGGGUCUCCCUGGUCUGCGGCUCUUAUUUAGGUGGGAGGGUGCCUACGUCUUCAAUGUGAAAGGAAUUCUGUCCGACAUUUCCGCUGACAUGGUUGGCCCCAUACAUCUUGUAGAUGGAUCAGCCAACUCGGAGCCACGGCAGUUGGGAAGCUUAUUGACAGUUGAAGAUGCCAGGACAUUACAUCCGGAGAAGGAUGGCUUCGAAGCGCGGUUGAGCUGGCUCGACAACGGCUGGCAGGAUGCUGAUGGCCUUCUGGAUGAUGCCAGCAUGUGCAUCGUUCAGAUCCUGCUGCGGCGCUGCGAUUUGCAGGAAGGGCACAGGAAGACGAGCCCUUGCGUGCGUUUGCGAAUCAAGCCGACAAGGCUUGCAUACGCGGCCUCAGAGCCGGGGCUGCGACUGGGCCUCUCCUCAGCCACCAGAGUGCAGGAUCGAUGUGCCACACUUGUGAAGCAGCUGGAGACUGGCGAGCUCCUGGUGAAAGUGGACAAUGGCGAGGAAGAGAUGGUGGACCCACGACCUCGGACUGUGGUCAGUGCCAACAUUGUCCAGAGGAUGGCAGGAAGCCAGGUAUUGAUCUUGCAUGAUGGCGAACACCUUGUGCAAGCGCGAGUUCUGGAGUGCAUUGGCAGGGAGCAUGGCAGCCGUCACCGCUUAAGCUACACCCAGGCCGGCAAGGAGCUGGAGCAUCAAAUGGAUUUGAAUGAGAUGAACCAGUGCACUCAGCGGUUUGAAAGCGUGAUCGGAUUUGAGCAAGCCCGAGUGGCGUAUUGUCGGCAAAUCAUCCAGGAUGGACGAUACAUUGAGGAUGCCAUCACGGGCAACCGUGUCGACAUCUCUGAACAGAUUGUGCGGAUUGAAAUGGAGGCGAGGCCCCUGUCCGAUGCAGAUGCAGUGAGGCACAUGGCGUUUGACGACCUGGAGUGGGUAUCAGACACGGCUUUCCGAUUGGGCGACCGCGUGUGGGCACAGGGGCGCGAGGGCACGGUGGAGCAUCUGCAAAAGCACGGCCGAUAUGUCGUCAAAUUUUCUGACGGCACCUCCUCAUCAGCACUGCACGCAGCUUCCAUCAAGCGAGCCCAGGCCAUUGCUGGAGUACAGCAGCCCCAGUUUGGUCGUGUGCGAGAUAUUGCUGAUAUUGUUCCUCUCCUACUGCACCCUUCUCGAUUUCGACAAGGCCGCUUGCAUGGCGCGCAUUCCUCCCAGCCGGUGCUGGUUCGAGCGGGGCCCGGCACGGGGAAGACUUGGUCCAUGCAGCAGUUGCUUUUCUUGCUGGCGCAGGAGCUGAGUAGCGAGAGUUUGGAUGUUCAGCUCCGCCUGGCUCCCUUGCUCAUUCCCAUCCAGAAACUGGCCCGGAUGUUGCGCCAAACCUCCAAGGAGGGGCCUCCGUCGAACCUGGUCUUGUUCUACAUCCAGACGGAAUUCCCGGAGGGCGCCACCAGGAGUAUGUUGGAGCAAGCCUUCGAGAUGCGCAGCCUCAUAGUUAUGCUGGAUGGCAUUGAUGAGGCUGCCAGUAUGAAGCUGGCGGUGGAGGAGUUUGUGACCAAGACCUUGGUACCGAUGGGUGUACCACUUCUGGUCACCUCCCGGCCCGAGGGCAUUCGAAAGCGCCUCUACAGUCGAGACUUCGUGAUCAUGAACCUGAAGCCCUUGGGCCAGGACCAACAGCAAAGGAUUAUCGAGAAGCAGCUACAACGGAACGAGUUCUUCAAGCAUUUGAUGGGCUUGAGCGUCGCAAGGACUCAGCAGGACACCAUCUUCAAGUCCUUUUCCGCGUCUCAACAACAAGCACUUAAGGAGAUGCAGUUCCAAGGCAAGGAGGAGGUCACCUGCAACUCAAACGGAAAGGACGUGGACCAUGAAAUUUUGGCGGCCGUGUUCUUUUGCGUAGCAUGCCGCUUGCUUUCAGAAGCCGGACUCGAUGGAAAUGCGCUGCAACUUCCCAGCCAAAAAGGUUCAGAGGCAAAGGCGGACGUGCGACGCCUGAGUCUUCACGCACGGCAACAGGGCGUGAUUCGAUCCGACUUUGUUUGUCCUGAUGCCGGAUCGCUUCGAAAAGUCCUGGAGCUUUUGGUCAGCUUUUCCACUUUGGUGGACGGGGACAGAGCUGAGCUGCAGAUACUGCGGUGUGCCAACUUCUUCGCCCGCCCGGGCCCAGAGAAGUUCCGAUACUUCAGCUGCGAUCUGCGCCUGUCCUUCCAGCAGUGCUCUCAUCCAGUGAAGGUGCAAGUGCAUCAUGCUGAUGGCCUGGAGUGCUUCAGGCAAGCAGACGCGCAGGAGCAUGUUGCCUUCCUGCGGCAACGCUUGGCUGGCACAGCUCAAGGCGAGCUGCUGGAGGCACGCCUACAAGUCUUUGAUGAGAUUCGCUGCAUACCGGUUUUGCUUUCUGUCUUGGCUUGCGCUUUUGCAGUUGAGAUUCAUCGCUUGCCUGCAGACAUCUACGAGCUCUAUGAAAUGGGGAUGUUCUCAACGCUGAAGCGCCAACUUUCCGAGGACCAGGUGGAUGCCACCUUUGAGAUGCUGGAGACUAUUGCUGUUGCCAACCACUUGGCGAAGCGCCGCACCUUUCAGGCAGAGGAUCUCCGCGUGGCCUUGAAGGGAAAGCCUCACCUCCUUGGGCUUUGGUCCCAGCUGCUGGAGGAUGGAUCUGUACCACUGAUCAAAGUCUUGACCUUGGGUGAGCUCACGGGGGAAUUCCAAUUCAGCCAUCUCAGCUUCCAGGAAGCACUUUUUGUGCGUGCACUAGGCUCAGGCUGCUUGGCGACUUCCUUCUGGAGAACGCACGAUGCUCUCAACUCCAGCCUGAAUGAUCCAUUCUACCGCAACGCCUUGUUGAUUGGUCGCUGUCACCUGGGGAACGCACUAGCAGGCAACAAGCCAUGCCUCAGCUUUGACUGCCAGCCGCGGUUGACAGAGCUUGGACGCUUGGGCCUUCGGAAUAUUGUGGCUGGCGCUCAAGCGAUCGAGGAGCUCGACUUGGCAAAUGUCAACCUGCAGAACUCGGAAGAAGUUGUGGCACUUGUAUCGUCUUUGACCUCUUCAGGUUUGCCCAAGUUGCGGGUCUUGGGUCUGAGCAGGUGCCGACUGUCGGGCAAAUCCGCACAGGCCAUUGGCACCCUUCUGCGCUGCUGUUCCAGUCUGCAGAAGUUGGACCUAGAAGGCAACCGAUGUUUCCUGCAGUCUGAAGAUGCAGUAGAUUCCUUGAGCCAAUCCAUCGGAGAUGGUCUCCGCCAUCUGCAGUUUCUGAGCCUACGAUGGUGUCACAUACGCGCUGGCAGCUCAAUGAGAAAGUUGCUACAAGAGUGUUGUCCGGCGUUGAGCAAGCUGGAUGUGCAGGGCAAUCAGGGCUUGACGCGAAGUCUUCUUGAGGAGUGCUUUGCUCCAGAGUGCCUGCAAGGCUGCUGAGCCAUUCCCUGUUAACGCUUUGCUUUAGCUCACACAUGUAUUGUCAGUUGCGAAGCAACUGGGAAUGACAGCGCAAGCUGGUGUGUAGCAGGAACAUGAUACGACUUUGAGAAAUGUUUGUCCCGGC
Messenger RNA from Effrenium voratum, 6807 nucleotides. The record is from the annotation of a GenBank genome assembly. NCBI's taxonomy places the organism in Eukaryota, Dinophyceae, Suessiales, Symbiodiniaceae.